AUGGUGUCCGAGCUAGUCAACAACCCGUCUAUCCAGGAUGCCCAGUUGCUGCGCCCUAAGCCUGCAAUUUCCAGGCCUUAUGUGUGGCCCUUUUUGCUGGUGUACCCAGCCUGUUUCAAUGUCUAUUUGAAUCAUUACGAUAAGUACAUUGGUGGUAGAGAAUGGACUUUUGUCUUCUCUGUCACAUUAAUUUCUAUCCAUGCGGUAUUGAUGCUCAUGCCUGAAUGGAAUAUGAACAUUAAGGAGAGCUUCAACUACGAGCCAGUCAAAACGUUGGAAGAAGCUUCCUUUAUUAAGGUGACUGCGGCCCCAAAUUGUGGUCUCAGUGACAUUUGUCUGAUCUUAAGAGAAAGAUCGCAUGGUGAACUGCAAAUAUCGUUUUUGUACCAAAAGAGACGUUAUUUGUGGCACAGUGAGGUUCAACGUUUUGCACCUCCUGAGUUCCUGGUGGACUCCAAGCCUCAGCUCAAGGUAUUUCAGUAUUCGAAAGGUCUUAGUGGUGAUCUCACAGAUCUUGAGAGACUUUAUGGAAAGAACAAGUUUGAUAUUCCAAUUCCUACAUUUUUGGAAUUGUUUAAGGAACAUGCUGUUGCACCAUUCUUCGUCUUCCAGCUCUUCUCCGUUGCGCUUUGGUGUAUGGAUGAGAUGUGGUACCUUUCUCUCUUCUCUCUCUUUAUGUUGGUGACUUUUGAGUGUUCUUCUGUUUACCAGAGAAGAACCACCAUGACUGAGUUUCAAAGUAUGGGUAUCAAGCCAUAUCCUAUCUACGUCCACCGUGGUGGUAAAUGGAAGCAGAUCCAGACUGACGAGCUUCUUCCUGGUGAUCUCGUCUCUGUCACUAGAACACAGGAUGAAUUGGCGAUUCCUUGUGAUCUGGUACUGGUCGAUGGUUCUUGUAUUAUGAACGAGGCCAUGCUUUCUGGUGAAUCUACUCCCUUAUUGAAGGAGUCUAUCAAGCUCAGACCAUCUGAAGACAACUAUCAACCGGAUGGUUUGGAUAAGAACUCUGUUGUUCAUGGAGGAACUUCCUGUUUGCAAGUGACUGCUCCUACUGACCCAAUUUUGAAUCUUGCUCCAGACAAGGGUGCUCUUGCCAUUGUCGCAAAAACCGGAUUUGAAACUUCUCAAGGUUCUCUGGUUCGUGUGAUGAUUUUCUCAAGUGAAAGAAUGAGUGUUGCCAAUAAGGAGGCAUUCUUUUUUAUUCUGUUCCUGCUUGUAUUUGCCAUCAUUGCCUCUUGGUACGUCUGGGUGGAAGGUACUAAGAUGGGCCGUGUUCAGUCCAAGCUUAUUCUGGACUGUAUCAUUGUGAUCACCUCCGUUGUCCCGCCAGAAUUGCCCAUGGAGCUCACCAUGGCCGUUAAUUCGUCGCUGUCUGCUCUUGGUAAGCAUUUUAUCUACUGCACUGAGCCUUUUAGAAUCCCUGUUGCCGGUAGAAUCGAUGUCUGUUGUUUCGACAAGACCGGUACCCUCACUGGUGAGGACCUGGUGUUUGAAGGUCUUGCUGGAUUCAAAGAGAACGAUGUCAGAUACCUUUCUUCGUGCGAAGAAGUUCCAAGUGUCACAGUCGAUGUUCUCGGUGCUGCUCAUGCCCUGGUUAAACUUGACGAUGGAGAGGUCGUUGGUGAUCCAAUGGAGAAGGCCACUUUGAAGGCUGCCAAAUGGAAGGUUGGUGCCAGUGACACCGUUGAACGCAAUAUUAAGGGUGCCAGCACCAAAAUUAAGAUUUUGAGAAGAUUCCAGUUCUCUUCUGCUUUGAAGAGAUCCAGUUCUAUUGCAAAUGCCCAUGGAAAAACUCUCGUCGCUGUCAAAGGUGCUCCUGAGACGAUCAAAGAGAUGGUCACCGAUGCCCCUGCCAACUACGAGGAGGUUUAUAAAUCUUUCACCAGAUCUGGAUCUAGAGUCUUAGCUCUGGCCUACAAGUACAUGGAAGACAACAUCUCUCACUCUAAGGUCACCAAGCUUACGAGAGAAAAUGUUGAAAGCAAGCUUCUUUUCGGAGGAUUUAUCAUCUUCCACUGUCCAAUGAAGAGCGAUGCCAUUGAAACUGUCAAAAUGCUGAACGAGUCCAGUCACAGAUGUGUGAUGAUCACUGGUGAUAACCCAUUGACUGCUGUUCACGUUGCCAAGGCUGUCAAGAUUGUCAACAAGGAGGUGUUGAUCUUGGACUUGCCAGAGGGACACCACGGUAGUCAUGAUCUUGUCUGGAGAAAUGUUGAGGAGACAAAGAUUAUUCCAUUCAACGUUUCCGACUCUAUUGACGAGAAGUUAUUCCACGAAUUUGACAUCUGUGUGACUGGUUAUGCACUUGCCAAACUCUCGGCGCAUGAACAAUUGCUCAAGCUCAUUAGGCACACUUGGGUCUAUGCCCGUGUUUCACCCUCCCAGAAGGAGUUCAUUCUGAACUCCUUGAAAGAGCUUGGAUACAAGACCUUGAUGUGCGGUGACGGUACAAACGAUGUUGGUGCUUUGAAACAGGCCCACAUCGGUGUUGCUUUGCUGAACGGUACCGAGGACGGUAUGAAGAAAAUUAGUGAGGACAGAAAAAUCGAUGCCACCAAAAAGGUGUAUGAGAAGCAAGUGGAGCUUAUGGCCAGAUGGAACAGACCUCCACCAAGGGUUCCACCAGUUAUUGCACACUUGUAUCCUCCCGGACCUCUCAAUCCUAAUUACUUGCAAGCCAUGGAAAAGCAAGGAUUGCAGAUUACGGAUGAGAUGCGCAAGGCUGUUGCUCUUGCCAACUCCACUGCCAAGCUCACCCACAAAGACCAGGGUGCUUCUGAUUUGGCUGACAAGUUCAUGAACACUUUGCAAGAGGAAAACGAGGACAGCGAGGAAGCCCCCACUUUAAAGCUGGGUGAUGCUUCCGUUGCUGCGCCUUUCACUUCCAAGUUAGCCAAUGUCUCUGCAGUCACUCACAUCAUUCGUCAAGGUCGUUGUGCUCUUGUGUCUACCAUUCAAAUGUACAAGAUUCUGGCAUUGAAUUGUUUGAUUUCGGCUUACUCCUUGUCUGUCUUGUACCUUGCUGGUAUCAAGUUUGGAGACGGUCAGGCUACCGUCUCUGGUCUUCUGCUCAGUGUUUGUUUCCUGUCCAUUUCUCGUGGUAAGCCAAUUGAGAAACUCUCUAAACAGAGACCACAGCCUGGUAUCUUCAACAUCUAUAUCAUGGGAUCGAUCUUGGGACAAUUUGCCAUUCAUCUGACGACGCUGAUUUACAUCACCAAGGAAGUUUACAUCUUGGAACCAAGAGAGCCUCAGAUCGACUUGGAGAAAGAGUUCCAGCCAUCGUUGCUCAACACUGCCAUGUUCUUGCUCCAGCUGGCUCAACAGGUGUCUACUUUUGCUGUGAACUACCAAGGAAGACCAUUCCGUGAGUCCAUCAGAGAAAAUAAGGGUAUGUACUAUGGUUUGCUGGGUGUCUCUUUCUUGGCCCUUGCAGGUGCCACUGAGUUCUUGCCAGAAAUGAACGAGGCCAUGCAAUUUGUCAAGAUGACUGAAACCUUCAAGUUCAAGCUGACUGCGUCUAUCCUGUUGGACUUUGUCCUCGCAUGGGGAAUUGAAUUGUUUCUCAAGUACUUCUACGCCGAUUUCAAGACGGCUGACAUCGCCAUCCACGAUGACGAUGUUAUUGCAAUUGAGACUUAG
This is a messenger RNA of Kuraishia capsulata CBS 1993, 3642 nucleotides long. RefSeq lists its product as uncharacterized. The transcript has a single exon. Lineage: Eukaryota; Fungi; Ascomycota; Pichiomycetes; Pichiales; Pichiaceae. Gene Ontology annotation, biological process: intracellular calcium ion homeostasis. Gene Ontology annotation, molecular function: ATP hydrolysis activity; P-type ion transporter activity; ATP binding. Gene Ontology annotation, cellular component: endoplasmic reticulum membrane. The coding region runs from base 1 to 3642 and encodes 1213 amino acids. The record is from RefSeq and is a predicted model, not a curated record.